This is a messenger RNA of Eruca vesicaria subsp. sativa (arugula), 989 nucleotides long. The record is from the annotation of a GenBank genome assembly. Lineage: Eukaryota; Viridiplantae; Streptophyta; Magnoliopsida; Brassicales; Brassicaceae.
AUGGAUGAACAUCACAAUAAUGAUAAUCAUCAUCAUCAUCUAGGUGUGAAUAAGAUGGGGAAAAAUAUCCGUAAAGAACCAUCAAACCAGCAAAAUCAACAACAAAAUCCUCAAGCUUUGGUUUAUAACAUCAACAAGACCGACUUCAGAUCCAUUGUUCAACAGUUAACCGGACUUGGCUCAGCUUCUGCAGUCAAUCCUCCACAGUCAACAAACUCAAACCCGCCAAAACCUCCAAAUUCACGGUUGGUCAAAGUUAGGCCGGCUCCUUUGACUCAAGUCAACCGCCCUCCACCUCCACAUCCGGUUCAAUCGAAUCCAAUGGCCUCUGAACCGGUUCACCCUGUUAACCAAUUAUCAAUCAACCCGGCUGAAUCUCCAAUCUCGGCUUAUAUGCGUUACCUAAUCGAAUCAAGCCCUGGUGGGAACCAACCUCAACCACACAACCAAAACCCGGUUCAGCCAUCAACUGGUUUGUUUCCUUCACAUCAAACCGGUCCUAAUCCAAUGUUAUUCCAGUCUCCAGUUUCACAGUUUGUUCUAUCGCCGCAGCCUAGAUCGCCGUUUCCAUUGUUAUCACCCAAUUUCGCGUUUUCACCGCGGCUUUUUGGCGGUAACGAGUCUCUACCUCCGCCUUCACCAGGCUUUUUCUUCCCUUUGCUCAGUCCUUUAUGGAAAAAUCAAUAGCUUGAUAGUAGUGUAUAUUGAUAGUCUUGUAAACACAAUGUAACAUGUAAUAGGAAGACAAUCGCUCAGUUCGAUUUAUGUAUUCAGUUUGGAUUUAAUUUUGAAAUUUAACAACCUUUAUGUAAAAGAGCUAGUUAACAAUUUAUGUAAUAGUAAAAACAAUUUAUGUAAUAGUAACUAGUUAUGUUUUCAUGAAAAAAUUGCAUGUAUGUAUUACAUAAAGGUUAUUAAAUAGUUCUAUCGAAUUUUCAUGAAAAUAUUGAUAAAAAAAAUUGUUGCAUGUAUAUGUAUUAAGCCUAGAA